GGUCUAGUCGAACCAGUAGUGCUGAGUGGAGUGUGCUGCUCUUGCAGUUAUUCUGCCGCUGACUGCGUGGGAAAGACUUGCAAGAUGACUGUUACGCUGGCGCUGAGCAUGAACACCGAGCGUAAGAGCAUCAGAGAGCAUAGCCGUUCGCGUUCGCCUGCACCUUCUCAAGCACGACUCUUGACCCGAUGCCAACGACCUCACCAAACGAUGAACCCAUCCACUCUCCAACCAAGUCAGUUGGGCUGACGGUCUGCUCCCAUACCGGCGUCAGCGUCCGCCCCGCGUUACCCUCAGGCGCCGCCUCAAUCGCCAACGUCCACAUCCGCUCCUGGCAAUGGGCUUACGCCGGCCUCAUGCCCGCCUCAUACCUCGACAAUCUCGCUCCGUCAUUGGAGCGGCGCACGCAGCGAUGGCUGGACCGUCUUUCCGCGCCUGCGAGCAACAACCCGACAGUGACACUAGUCCCCGAGCUUGACAAUGAAGUGGUCGCCUUUGCCUCCCUCGAUCCCCCCCGCGACAAAAUCUUUACCACCGCAGAAAUGGAGCUCACAAGCCUCUACCUCCACCUUCACGCCGCUGGCCAGGGCAUUGGACGAGCACUUAUGGACGUCAUCAAAAAUGAGAUUCGACACCUGGGCAUGCAUCACGCGACGUUGUGGGUGUUGGACACGAAUGAGCGUGCGCGGAGGUUUUAUGAGAGGGAGGGGUGGAGGGUUACGAAGGAUGUGAAGGUUGAGACGGUUGGGACGAUGGAUUUGAGGGAGGCCAAUACCAAGGGGACAGAAAACUUAAGCACGGAGGAGGCGAGAUGCGAAGCUGGAGCUGCACCUGCGAGCAGGAGGAUCUCCUCUUAAAGUGAAGUCUGCGACACGGAAUCAGUGCUGGACUGUGGAAGGGCAACGGAGAUGCGGAUGACAGCACGGUGCGCGGCUCCCCAUGAAACAAGACGAUGUUGUUUCACAGCUGAUGAUGAUAAUGCGACUUCAAGCCACGCCGACGCAUCGAAGGAGUAUCGAAUAUGAAGGGUUAGACAUCCAAUGGCGCUGGGACGUACAAAACCACAUAGUUUUGAAACGAACGAUCAAUGAGUGCCUGAGAUGA
This is a messenger RNA of Fimicolochytrium jonesii, 1104 nucleotides long. Its product is annotated as acyl-CoA N-acyltransferase. The transcript has 2 exons. Gene Ontology annotation, molecular function: acyltransferase activity, transferring groups other than amino-acyl groups. NCBI's taxonomy places the organism in Eukaryota, Fungi, Chytridiomycota, Chytridiomycetes, Spizellomycetales, Powellomycetaceae. The record is from RefSeq and is a predicted model, not a curated record. Bases 189 to 857 code for a protein of 222 amino acids.